CGUGUCAUCGAGCGUAUCCAAUACCGGUUUUCGAACGUUCGACUAUCGUUAACCGGCUCGUAUAUCGAGCAACGUUUCGGUGCUUCUUCCCAGAGAAGAUAGCCCAGUUUGAUUGUCUUCCGUCGAUUUAUCAUGCGUGACGUCACACAUUCCCUUCUACCCGCCUUCGGUCAGUCGUCGGUAAGAGGGAAACAUCGGACGAUUGAAAAGAAGAAACAUUUUCUUUCGAAUCGGGUAUAAUUGUAAUUAAGUGGCAAGCGAUAUGGCACUAACCAUCUUCUCCGUUCCCAACUGUCGAAACGCGAUUGUCACGAAAGGCAGCUUUGCUCUAAGGAAGGAGCUCUAGUCGGAGCUCGUUCUACGUUUACUAUUGUAUAUUUGUUAUCAUCUUAAUUAGUUUCCGUAGCAAAUCGUUAAAAUUGCUCGUUCUCCUAUCUCUCGCAAUAAUGGCUCAUGCGCGAGCCAUUAUAAAAGCUGCGUGAAUGACGGACAUUACCGCGAGCAUAAAAGUAGUAAAAGUAGUAAAAGUGGUCGAAGGUUCAGGAAUCGUGGAGAUCAUCGGCAAUGAGGUAGAGGUAAAAUAAAUGCGAGCACGAUCGCGUAAUACGAAAUAACUCGAUAGAUCAUCCUCGUUCGUCGCAUGCAAUUACAUAAUAGAAGCGGUUCCACGAACUUGGCACAUGAAACCGGAACUUCACAGCGAUCCUGUAGGAGUUCCGGUGGGAGCACUGUCGCCCCCGGCCACCCUAUCGCCUCCCAGUAGUCCCAACGUGACGUUACCACCCUCUCCUUGGAGCCCAGGCGCUCCGGGAAGCAGCGCGAGCAGCGCUGCCUUCUCGAAUCUUGCCUCUAACUUCUGCGUACCUGUUCCGGACCGUUUCAGCGCUUUUACUCUCGUGUCCGGAUAUGGUUCGGACUUACGACUACAAAAUUUGCCUCAUACCGCGAACGUAGCUACGCGAGAGAUGCGUUGCGGUCUGAUGUACAGUGGUUACGCGACGUCCGGGACCACUUGGUGGACCCGAAACGUAGGCUUUCUGUUGCCGCAUUCCCUUCUGCCGCCGUUAAGAAUUCCAGCUCAGCAAACGACACCGGUCGCCAAUUGUUCGCCCAUCCAUCCGGAACCUCUAAGCCCGGUCAAACCAGGUUCGCCGAGAUGCACCACGGAAAAAGCUGCAAUCGAGGAAGAAGUACCUCUGAAUCUUAGCACGAAACCAAACGACGUCUCGUCGAACAUCACCAGGAAGAAUGAAAUUUGGUCGCCUGGAUCAGUUUGCGAAAGAGAGGCCAGAGAAACGAAAGCACCGUCUUCUAAAAAUCCUUUGGCUACUUCUAUAAUCAACAGGCAAAUUCAUCAUUCACCCCUCACUCCAUCGUCGUCGUCCGAAAGAAGCUUUCAAUGCAAACAAUGCGGGAAAGCAUUCAAACGGUCGAGCACGCUCAGCACUCACCUUCUAAUUCACUCCGACACGAGACCCUACCCCUGUCAAUAUUGCGGCAAGAGGUUUCACCAAAAAUCGGACAUGAAGAAGCACACGUACAUUCACACCGGUGAGAAGCCCCACAAAUGCGUGGUAUGCGGUAAAGCGUUCUCGCAGAGCAGCAAUCUGAUCACUCAUAUGCGCAAGCACACGGGCUACAAGCCGUUCCAAUGCGGCCUCUGCGACAAGGCCUUUCAAAGAAAGGUCGAUCUUCGAAGGCAUCGAGAAGGUCAGCAUCCAGCGGCGCCGGCGUUAGACUAUCGCUCGCUUCAGGUUGCGUCGGCUGGUGUCGGCGAACAAAGUGCCAUUCAACGUAACAGCACCCGGCAACCUCGGUGCACGCCAUCACCACCACCGUCACAAGCAGCGAUACAACAACCACCAGCACAGCCGCUCUCCGGUACCACCGCCAGCGGCAGCACAGCCCCGUACAGAACGAUACCGGUUCCGGGUAGCAGCAGCAGCAGCUGAGAUUCGUCUCACCGACCGCCCUUUCCUUCUUGCAGGUGUACGCACGAUUCCACGGGAUCACCGAACGCGCGCCAAGCGUCGCACUCUAAUUCGACUACACUUUUUACUUAGUCUCACACCUUUCGAAUCUCUGCCUUGUAAAUAAUCCACGACGAAUUGCUACUGCUAACGAAGACACCAUUGAUUACAAUUAUUUACGAGAAGGUAUUUCAUUCCUUCGUUCGUUAUCCAACAGCAUACAGAUUUCGAGGAUGUUUUAGAUGCUCGGAAGACGGACAAAAGUUUUCGACUUGUCGAACGUUGGUGAGUAAA
Vespula pensylvanica (western yellowjacket) is the source of this 2264-nucleotide messenger RNA. RefSeq names its product zinc finger protein 628-like. The record is from RefSeq and is a predicted model, not a curated record. The coding region runs from base 681 to 1952 and encodes 423 amino acids. Lineage: Eukaryota; Metazoa; Arthropoda; Insecta; Hymenoptera; Vespidae. The transcript has 6 exons. Gene Ontology annotation, cellular component: nucleus.